Pyricularia oryzae 70-15 is the source of this 3490-nucleotide messenger RNA. RefSeq lists its product as uncharacterized. Bases 1125 to 2612 code for a protein of 495 amino acids. Lineage: Eukaryota; Fungi; Ascomycota; Sordariomycetes; Magnaporthales; Pyriculariaceae. Gene Ontology annotation, biological process: positive regulation of transcription by RNA polymerase II. Gene Ontology annotation, cellular component: RNA polymerase II transcription regulator complex. The record is from RefSeq and is a predicted model, not a curated record. Gene Ontology annotation, molecular function: DNA-binding transcription factor activity; protein dimerization activity. The transcript has 3 exons.
CUCUACCUCCAAACUCCCCCCUCUCCUCCACCACUGUCUACAGUAUGUACAUUUAGAGUCUGGUCCGAUGCAGAUCACUCUAAACCUCGAUUGGACUGCGCCAGCCACGUAGUCCAUACAGGAACUGUGUUAAGAGAUGGGCAAAAGGCGCGCCGUCAUCAACUCAAUCUGACAAUUGACCCUGUUGCGGGCCUCGAUUUCUUUGUCUCUUUGUUUGUCGCUUAGAGCAAUUGACCUUGUACCACCUUCCCGGCCUCGAUCUGAACCUAGACCUAGACAGUCGCGGCCUACCACACCUACUUCUACCACCUACCUACUUACCUGCCUUACCUAACCUAACCUAACUAACCUAACCUACCUGACCUAACCUACCUUGCCUAACUACCUUACCUACCAGCCGACCUAACUUACCUUCCUAACCUACCUCCCCUACCUCCCCUGGUACCCUGACUCCGCGGCCCGUCGUGUGUACCCCUCCGGCCCUUUGGUAUUCAUUAUCUUCUCUCGACCUCUGUCGUUGUCGGUUCUUGACUUUGUCCUCUUCUUCUUCUUAUUUGUUUUAUUACCCACCCAGGCUGCCUAUUAGUGGUGUUUCUCGGUGUGCCGACAGUGAUUUUCAGAUCGAGCCGGUCGAUUUUUUGUCGCAUGCUCCCUGCGAUAGUCUCCCCCAAAGUAUAAGCAGAGCCCACAAUCCGCUUUCUUGCUUGCGGCAACCUGCGCCAUUCACUCUUGAUUUUCCCCACAAUCACGCGCAUAGGCCGCCCUCUCCAUAGUCGGUUUGCCGCCACCCACCCUCUUGGCCGCUCCCCAAGGUAGUCAAGCACUUGAUCGGAACCUUUGCGCACGCCAACCUUACCACCACUGGCAUUGCGGGCGCCUUGCCUUGUACAGCCUGGCAAUUGCGAGAGUUUGAGGCCCGCGAGACGUUACCGGCGGUUGCCAGUACAUACGACCAGCUGUUUGGUACACAGAAAAGAGGAGAAUUGAAGCUUGAAGGGAACUCAAGGAAUGAAACUCGAGGCUCCAUCCUUUUUCAGCUCAUGAAAUUUAGGCCAACGCAAUCAAUACCCGUCGGCCCUUCAUCAAUCACAUGAGCCUGCUUCACAAUUCGAACAGACAGGUCCAUGAAAAUGACAGAGAUGGAUCAGCGACCAGCUACUCAGAAGCUGCCAGCAGGCCUCGCUGGCGUCCUCAAUCGACCCGAGGAAAAACGGGAUUCUGCAUACUAUUCGAGCACGGAUAGUAAACACAAUUCAACAACAUCUUGCCUUGGCGUAGGCAUGUUAACCCCCCGCGACUCGACAGGCGCGCCGCCAUCCGCCCACACAAACAGCAACACUCCAUCGCCGUCCCCCAUCAGUACGUCUACAAACUUGAUGCCACAGCCCCUCGUUUCUCCCUCGACAAGCAACAUGAGUGUUGCAUCCAUGGUCUCGCCUACCACCCCAGUAAGCAUCGACCACCGUAGACAUGAACGCCCACAAUCCCUCGAGUCGGCUCCAAACGGCAACCAUUGGAAUGGCGAGCAUCUCGACCAACCCGUUUCUCGCAGGGAAAGCGUGGACAGCAGAAUCUUGAAUCAAGGCAUAGGGGACAUGAGGCUAGGCAACUCGCCCUACACAAGUCACAACCCGUCUACAACGUCCAUACAGAAUACCCUAUUGCAGCAACGGAAUCCUCGCCCCGCGCACCUUGAUAGCUUAUCGAUUCACAGAAUCUCCAACGGAUAUCAACCGAGCAACGACAGGACACCAGACCUCCACCCCAAAAUCGCUCGUACGGCCCCAGCGAUUACUGGACCGGCGACGGGCAACAUAGCACGGGCCGCCGAGCCAACCAAAGGACAAGCAUGGGCGUUUCCAGAGGAAGAGAUUCAAAGAUUGCCUUCUGCCAGUCAAAGCUUGGUUGAUUCGCGCAGAAGCAGCGUUGCAGAGUCACUGGCGAGUAGCCAAUUUACUACAGAGUCACGACUGCCGCCUGGCCAACGCCACCUGGAUGACGGCCUCCACCAAUCGGAGCGCUUUUCCAAUGAGUAUCCAGUCGUCCACCACCAUACACUACAGCACAAGCAGAUUGGUGAGCUCCAAGGCGAUGCAGCCGGUCUAGCUCCAGGCUCGCAGCCGUACAGCCGGACACCAGAACUGCGACGGAGCCACAAGCUUGCGGAACGCAAGCGGCGAACCGAGAUGAAGGAGCUAUUUGAGGAGCUCCGUGAUCUCAUGCCACAGGAACGUGGUUCUAAAGCAUCAAAAUGGGAGAUAUUGACAAAAGCCAUUGCCGAACACAAGAGACAGGCAGACACGCUUCGCAGCCUGCAUCAGACCAAUGGUAGCCUCCACCAGGAGCUCGAAGCCAUGAGGCGGGACGUGAUGGCACUUCGUGGCGAAAACACACAAUUAAGAAAUGAGCUCGCGACUGCGUCAAAUUCACACCAUGGUGUUGGUGGUCUGCCAAAUCUAUCGUCGCAGAACGGAGGCGACGGGUAUGGCCGCGCGACUUCUCUCAGGCAAGAACUCCCGCCUUUGAGGUCUCUGAACAAUGGAAUGCCUGGACCGCCCGACACAAUGACCGGGGUUCAAUAUGAGCAGCCGAGAGCCAAUGGAUAUCGUUAGCUUGUGAGCAAAAGCCACGCGCGGCCGUUUGGUCGCCCGGCCAGGUUCGAAAGACUGUACGAUCGGAGAGCCCUCCGGAGCCCGAUUCCAUCAAGGACUUCCGAGGAACGGCAAGCAAAUGCCUCAGACAUUUCGAUCGAUCACAGCCAGAGGCAUUAAUCUCGAGGGACGCCUGUUCUUUAACCUGUUUCCGCAUCACGAUGUCGACCCAAGGCAGAAUUACUCGUGGCGAGUAACGGCCAAACGGAUCAACUAUCGAAUGCCAACGCCCACGGCUGGCUGUGCCAAUCUUCUCUUUUGUUAAUACGAAAAUAAUUCAUCUUCUAACCUUGUUUCUGGCAUUACAUUUGCAACUGAGCUAUGUGGGCUUAAUGACCGGGUUCCUGGACUGGUAAGCUUUGACAUAUCAAGCCAGGAUACGAACACCAUAUCUGACAUGAGCCGAUCUUGUUCUGGCUUUCUUCUUCCUGACUCUUGUUUUAUUCUCUUCCUUGCUCUUCUUUUCCUUCUCUUUUUGAGUGUAUAUACCCCUUAUUUGCACCCCACAAAGGGUUGCUUGCUAUGGUUCUUGCUGUAGUGAUUUUGGAAUCAAAAGCAGGAGAACGUUGUAACUUUGGCCGACGCUUGUCAUGGAGAUGUAGCGGCUAUGAACUUGGUUCAUUUGUACAAACAAUGGAUUGGAAGACGGGGUUUUUUCUUCUUUUUUUCACCCUGUCGCAACAGGUUGUGCAGACGCGUAGCAUUGAGCAACAUUGAUUCUUGCAGCCGAGAAGAUGAUGGACCAAGUUAUAUGUAUUCAUGUGAUGUCUGUUAUCACUCAACCAGUGAAGCAGGUCAAGUGUUAUUUGUCUAUUUGUUAUGCCAAAGAAAGUUUCUCA